UGGUUUCAUUGGUCGAAUGUUCGUGAGGCGUGUCAGAAUACGACUCUCUGAUUGGUUGCGCUUUUAGCGCAUAUGACUCUGAACCAGCCACUGCUCGAGAUAUAAACACACGGAACACAUCGUCAUUUACACGAUAAAGUUUAACAAUGUCGUUACGAAGCGUUUUGAAGCUUAGCCUCCGCUCAAAUUUGGGGUUAUUGUACUCACUUUCCCCAGCAAGCAGAGUAGUUGUGAAAACAGCAGCGAGUCACACAAGACACAGCAGCAGCAGCAGAGGGUCAGAGGUCAUCAGCCGGUACCCAGUGCCAAACAAGAAGAACCUGCCAUUUGAUAUCGUGGAGCUGAUGGAGGAGGUCGAACAGAAGGGAGGGUUUUUGCCCAAUGUCUUCAAGGUUCUCGCCCAUCGUCCUGCUGAAUUUCGGGCUUUCUUCUCUUAUUAUAAUGCCCUCAUGAACAAAGAAAGUGUUACAGGUGGUCUGUCAAAAGCGGACCGGGAGCUGAUUGUUGUUGCGACCAGUGCUCACAAUCACUGCUUGUAUUGUGUGGUAUCCCACAGUGCAUUGCACCGCAUCUAUUCCAAAAAACCCAUGCUGGCUGAUCAGGUUGCAGUUAAUUACAGGGUUGCGGAGCUGAGCGCGCGUGAGAAGGCCAUGCUGGACUUUGCUCUGACAGUCUGCAGGAGUGAAACCGUAACUGAAGAACAUCUCAGCACGCUGGAGGCUCAUGGAUUUGACCGAGAAGAUAUUUGGGACAUUGCUGCCAUUGCUGCCUUCUUUGCUCUGUCGAACCGCAUGGCCCAUCUGACUGACAUGAGACCUAACGCAGAGUUUUACAACAUGGGGAGAGUGCCGAGAGACAAAGAAAAAGCCUCUGAUGGGCAAGCCAAGGACAAAUAGACUCUUAGUUAUAUUAUCUAUAAUAUAAAACUAUUAAAUAAUCAUUAAGAGGAUUGUUAAAACACUGUUUUGCUAAAUAUCACCCAAAAGUUCUUUCUGUAACCCUUUAACAAAUGUUUGCACGCUUAGCUUUUAAGCUUCUUUGAUACACGCUGUUUUUUUCGUUAGUCUUCUCAGUGAGAAAUUUAUCUUUUUAGUUUACUUAAAUUAGUUAAUAUUUAUUAAAAAGAGAGAGAGAUCUGAAUAUCACAAAUAUCUAUGACAUACAGCUGUGAGCGGGGUUAUUAUCUAAAAAUGAAACCAUGACAAAACAUUAGAAAUGUUGGACAUGAGCUUUAGCUGAAAUAAAAUAAAAUGAUAUAUCUAAACUUGAACUUAUUUUAUUAUUUUCAUUUAGUUUAACUUGAAGUACUGAAGUAUCAAACUAAAUUAUCUCAAAUGAAAAACUAUGUCGACAAUACAAUUUUUAAACAACAAAAUCUACCAAAAAGGACGGAAACAAAAACGAAACUUAACUGAAGCUAUAAAAGCUUAAAUUACAAUUAAAACGAAAACAUGAAUUCAAGAUAUUAACAAUGACUGUAAUAGUAUCUCAGCUAUAGUGAAAUAACUGGUUAGUUUGGAUACGGUUAUACAUGAUUCAGAUAAUCAUCUAAUUUAUAGGUUAUGUACACAUUUUAGUUGCAUUUAAGUUUAUUAGCUUAAGUGAAUAAUAGAGAUGCAGAUCAGGCCAACAAUGAAUUAUUUUUACCAUUAAAAACCUAAUUUACCAUUAAACAUUUUUAGAGAAAAACAAUCGUAAUAAAAUGGAAAACCCCUCAUGCACAUUAAACAUAUGUAGUUGUUUUUAAAGUAGUCUUACUUUAACAUUAAACAGUUUUGCGUGA
This is a messenger RNA of Carassius auratus (goldfish), 1783 nucleotides long. RefSeq lists its product as uncharacterized. Lineage: Eukaryota; Metazoa; Chordata; Actinopteri; Cypriniformes; Cyprinidae. The transcript has 5 exons. The coding region runs from base 147 to 896 and encodes 249 amino acids. The record is from RefSeq and is a predicted model, not a curated record. Gene Ontology annotation, molecular function: peroxiredoxin activity.